Vigna umbellata (rice bean) is the source of this 2715-nucleotide messenger RNA. It is a transcript of the gene VIN3, whose product is annotated as Fibronectin type III domain-containing protein. Gene Ontology annotation, biological process: epigenetic regulation of gene expression; vernalization response. The record is from RefSeq and is a predicted model, not a curated record. Gene Ontology annotation, molecular function: protein binding. NCBI's taxonomy places the organism in Eukaryota, Viridiplantae, Streptophyta, Magnoliopsida, Fabales, Fabaceae.
UUUUAUCAAACAAACAAAGCAAACUCUUCUCUCUUUCUCUCUCGCUCUUUUCUCUAUACAACUUGGGAGCUUUCUCUCUCUAAAAGCAAGGUCCUCCGUCACCACCACCACCUCCAAUCUCCCACUUUUACACGCGCAGAGAAACUGUGUCUGAGACUAAUUUUUCUGUUAAUGGAUUCCUUUUUUCUUCUACAAUUCCAAGCAUCUAUUUUUGGUUCGAUCAAGUUUUGGGCUUUUGGCGGUAAUGUGGUGGAUUGAGUGAUUCCUUCUUGUUGCAUAUCUAUGGCUACAGAUUCGUCUUUUGAGGGUCUUGCUCUUGAUCCUUCCAAGUGCAGUAAAUUGAGUAUGGAGGAAAAAAGAGAACUUGUAUAUGAAGUAUCUAAGUGGUCGCAUGGUGCAUCUGAGAUACUGCAGUCAUGGAGCCGUCAGGAGAUUUUGCAAAUAUUGUGUGCAGAGAUGGGAAAAGAGAGAAAGUAUACUGGGUUGACGAAGUUGAAAAUUAUAGAAAAUCUUCUUAAAAUUGUUUCUGAAAAGAAAUCAGGGGGGCAUGAAACUGCGACAGACCCUGAACCACAUUCUUCGCCUGCAUCUGGUCAGAAACCUGCUAAAAGGCAGAGAAAAUCUGAGAAUCCUUCUCAGUUACCUGUUCCUGUGACCAGCAUUUCAGUCAAUAAUGGUAGUGAUUCUGUUAAUACUACAUACUGUAAGAACUCAGCCUGCAAAGCUACCAUGAAUCAAACAGAUGCAUUUUGUAAAAGAUGUUCAUGCUGCAUUUGUCAUCAAUACGAUGAUAACAAAGACCCUAGCCUGUGGUUAAUAUGUAGUUCUGAGAAUCCAUUUCCUGGUGUUUCAUGUGGCUUGUCAUGCCACCUUGAGUGUGCUUUGAAACAUGAUGGUUCUGGAAUUGUCAAAGAUGGGGAUCGUCCCAAGCUUGAUGGAGGCUUCUACUGUGUUGCUUGUGGGAAAGUAAAUGAUUUACUCGGAUGCUGGAGAAAACAACUGAUGGUAGCAAAGGAUACUAGACGUGUAGAUAUACUCUGUUAUCGUGUCUCCUUAAGCCAGAGACUUUUACAAGGAACUGAAAAGUAUGACGAACUUUAUAAAAUUGUUGAUGAAGCAGUGAAGAAACUUGAACCUGAAGUGGGCCCACUCACUGGCUCACCGGUGAAGAUUGGUAGGGGAAUUGUGAACAGGCUUUCAUCAGGACCCGAGGUUCAGAAACAAUGUGGUUUUGCUCUUGAAUCGCUUGAUUCACUGCUUUCGAAAAGGAUCUUGCCAUCAUCACCCAAUCCAACAACUCAAGAUGCACAUCUGGUGGCUCCUAAUAUGGUGAGGUUUGAAGAUGUCAGUGCUACAUCCCUGACUAUUAUUUUGGGUUCCGAAGAACCCUCUGGUGAAAACAUCGCUGCUUACACCAUGUGGUAUCGCAAAGCUGAUGAAGUGGACUAUCCGAUGGAGCCGACAUGCACCUCGCUGGUACCAAAUAGAAGGUUCAGUGUCAGGGGUCUACUUCCAGGUACAGAAUACAGAUUCAAAGUUGUUCCAAAUGAUUCGAGGGUAUCAGGUGUGUGCGAAGUUCAAAUCUCAACAGAGCUUGGGGAGGAUGAAGUCCCUAAUUGCUCUGCAACAGAGAGAAGUCAGAGCCCAGUAACCAACUGUAGCAGCCUUUCCAAUCCGUCAUCAGUAGAAGAUGAAACUAAUAACUGCAAUCCAUACAGUGACCUGACCAAUAACCGAGCAGGUCAUUAUCCAUCUUUUCGCAAGGAAAGCGACCAGCUUGCUUCUGGAAAUUUAUCUAAUGAUGGUGUUAACUGUUCCAACAUAGAUGUUGUGGGUCUUCCUCCUGAUGCAGAUUCUUUGUCAGACAAGCAGCAUGCUGUAGGAAUGACUGCCUCCAUACCCAGUUCUGAUGUGCUAAAGCUGGAAGACAAGCACUCGCCGGAGGAACAAGUGACUGAGGACAUCAUGAGCAUUGACGAUGGUUUGAAUUCCCGAGUUGUAACGGGUAGGGAAUGUGUGCCGUGGGUAGGUAGCUCGGAAGGAGGGUUGCCAAAUACUCCGUGCAAGUUGGAAAGCCUUAAGGAUGGAGCAGGAAGGAGUGGAAGAUCGAAGUCGAUUGCGAAAGAUCAAGAAAAUGGAUCAGGGAAAAGGGAGGGACCCCAGGAUGGAAGCACAUCCAAGAAGAGAAGCGGAGAAAGGCAAGAUGAGGGCCGCUUGACCAAUGGAUUUUCGGAGCGUGAUUUUGAGUAUUAUGUGAAGGUGAUUAGGUGGUUAGAGUGUGAAGGGCACAUAGAGAAGAACUUCAGGCAGAAAUUUCUGACUUGGUACAGCUUAAGAGCCACCCCUCAAGAAGUUAGGAUUGUGAAAAUAUACAUUGAUACAUUUCUUGAAGAUCCAGCAUCUCUUGCAGAGCAACUUGUGGACACCUUCUCAGAAUGUAUAUCCAGCAAGAGAAUAUCAGUGGUGCCAUCGGGGUUCUGCAUGAAGCUUUGGCAUUGACCAGUUUUGUAGGUCCUGCUACUACCCUCAAGCUUCAACCCCCUCCUCCUCUCUCACUCAGUAAUUCUUUAGAUUUUAAAUUAAUAUUCUUCAUUUAGACAGAGUUCAAAUACAUAUAUUUAUAAAUUAUAAUUUAUUUCAACAUUAUCAUUCAUAUUAUCAUGUAAGUAAGAAUUUUAGAUUUACUUUUAUUAUACAGUUACUAUUCCAGAUUCA